AUGUCCGGUGUAGGCGAAUUGCGAGCUUUCGAAUACUAUGUUGAACGCGUUGGCGGAUCGAUCGCUGAGGGCAUGGACCAUGAUUUCUGGAGGCGUAUUCUGCCACAAGUCAGCGAGCACGACGACACGGUCAGGAACGCCAUGCUGGCCAUCAGUGCUUUGUACGAGGAUCCUCUGACGCAAGGUACUGCAGGACACUCUUCCAGUCAGACCCUUGCGCUGAGCUGGUACAGACGAAGCGUGAAGCGUGCUAUCACACCCACAAAAACCGAAUCUGAUGACGAAGCUUGCAGGCUUGAGCAUUCAAUACUCACCUGUAUGCUUUAUUCCAUUGUUGAGACACAGUACUGCAACGCAUCGAACGCGUUGCGGCUGAUGCUUCAAGGCCUGAACCUCAUCUCUCGUUAUCGCAAGCUCUCGCAGUCCACAGCUCCGCACUCUCCGUGGAUGCAAGACAUCUUAGGAAUGUUCGCCAGGCAGGUCAUGAAUAUUGGUAUUCUUAGAAGUAAGAUUUCUCCAGAGUACAGCGAACUUCUUCUUUCACUUCUGCCGAAUCCCAAGGUCACGCUGACCACUCUGGCUGAAGCGCGGGACGGGCUCUAUACCAUAUUCCACCAGGCAGUCCCAGUCGCCAUUGCCAUCUCUGCUUCCGAGGCCGCCAAGGGCGUCUGUGAACCACAUAUUGUUCACGAACUCAGGAAGCAGCAGUUGGGGAUCCUGGCGAUGCUUGAAGCUUGGGAGUCCGCCAUGGUAUCAUGGUCUUCCAGCGCUGGGACUGCCGACACGCUCAAGUCACUGUAUCAUUCGCUGUUGUGCUUACAAAAGAUGGUGUAUAUGUGGAUUUACUGGAUUCUUACUCCGCCGCAGGAUCUCGCAAAUCAGGAUCCCGAUAAUGUCAGCCACCUCUUGCGUCACGCCGACAUGGCCUUGCGAUCUCGCCUUGGCCAACCUAGUGGAGACAGACCCACCCCGGUUGCUAUGGAACUCGGCGUCAUUUCUCCUGUCUGCUUCGUGCUGUGGUCUUGUCGACAAGAGCCAGCCAUCACGGAAGAAGCAACCGCUCUGUUGCAACGUGCGGCGUCAUCAGAGAAUAUACCUGCUGUCCACAACGCUCGUGUCCGACUGGAAUCCGACGGUACCACUUACAUCCCACAAGCUUGCAAGCAGCAAGCUACGGAACUGAUCGUUGAGGUGGGCUAUGGAGACUACUUCAGGUCGGAUCUCGAGCACGCAAAGAUUGACGGCUACGGAAACCUUCGGCGCAUCGUGCUGGCGAACGAGUAUUUCCUCCCAAUGAAGAACCUUCCCGAGCCUUAUAAACAAGGCAGUAUAAUGAAGGCUGUUAAAGAAGAGCUGCGGGAAGGCUUGCAGUGCUUCAACAUCGAAGAGGUCGAAGAAGUGAUCAGGAAGGUCUGCGGGCCUCACCAAGUCCUGCUUGAUUUUGGCGUCCAAGAUCGAGCCGGAAUCAUGGAUCGGUUUUUCUUGGUGGAUCUUGCUGGGUGGAGAGUGCUCUACACGAUGGAGAUAGAGGAAUCACGAAUGCAGCACUUUUGCCACUGGUCUGCUACAUGUCUAGCGCAACAAUAG
This is a messenger RNA of Cyphellophora attinorum, 1587 nucleotides long. RefSeq lists its product as uncharacterized. Lineage: Eukaryota; Fungi; Ascomycota; Eurotiomycetes; Chaetothyriales; Cyphellophoraceae. The record is from RefSeq and is a predicted model, not a curated record. The transcript has 3 exons. Bases 1 to 1587 code for a protein of 528 amino acids.